GCUAAACUGACUAUUGUGUCCAUCAACUAAAGUACAUUUAAGUUAGAGUUCUCCACUCAUUCUCAACACUCAAACUAAAAUGAUCACUAGCAAUUUUUUUUUUCUCCUUUUCUUGCCUUGGGCAGUUUUGAGUGAUGAACUUGAAGCCUAUGUAAAAACUGAAGGAGCAUGGAUGGUGGGUAGAGAAAGAGCGUUUUACACUACAGCCAAUGAUUUGGAAUGUGCCAAGAUGUGUGACGCAGAACAGAAGUUUACUUGUAGGUCAUUUUUGUAUAGCACAAAAAAUCAAUUUUGUGUUACAAUCAUGGACAAUCAGAGAUCUUCACUUUUACACAGACGGAAUGAUAUAGCUUUGUAUGAGAAAACAAUAUAUCUCGAAAACUGCAUCACUGGAAAUGGAAAAAAUUACAGAGGAACAGAGUACAAAACACAUUCUGGGAAAACAUGCCAGGAAUGGACAGCAACCACUCCGCACACACCAAACUAUACACCUACAAAUUUUCCAAAUGAAGGGCUAGAUUCAAAUUUUUGUCGAAACCCAGAUAGUGAUCCGAAUGGCCCUUGGUGCUACACUACAGACCCAAAUCAACGCUUUGAGUUUUGUAACAUUCCACAAUGUGAAGAAGAAUGUUUCCAUUGUACUGGAGAAAAUUAUAGAGGCAAAAUUUCAAAAACAAAGUCUGGAUUCGAGUGUCAAAACUGGGAUUCACAAAAACCUCAUGCUCAUGGCUAUAAACCUGAAAGCAUUCCUGAGAAGAAUCUAAUAAAUAAUUACUGCCGCAACCCAGAUGGAGAAUCACGACCAUGGUGUUUUACUACUGAUCCAAAAACGCGAUGGGAAUUCUGUGAUAUUCCACGCUGUACUUCCAAUCCUCCACCAUCACCACCAGGGCUGAAAUGCUUAUCUGGGAAAGGAGAGUCCUACAUAGGAAAUAUUGCCGUAACAGUAUCUGGAAAAAUAUGUCAGGCCUGGAGUUCUCAGGAGCCCCAUAUUCACGGCAGAAUGCCAGAUAACUAUCCCUGCAAGAAUUUAGAUAAGAAUUAUUGCAGAAAUCCAGAUGGAGAGUCAACGCCUUGGUGUUAUACCACUGACAAACAAACAAGAUGGGAAUAUUGUGAUAUACCUAGCUGUGAUGCUCCCCCUGUUGCUAAACCGGCUCCUACCACUUCAGCUGCAGUUUCUGAAUGUUACACAGGAAAUGGUGAAACUUAUAGAGGUACAACAUACCUGACAAUUUCAGGUAAAAGAUGUCAGGAAUGGAGCUCUAUGGUACCUCACACACAUGUAAAAACCCCUGAUAAGUAUCCAAAUGCGGGUCUUGAAAGAAAUUACUGCAGAAAUCCAGAUAAUGAUAAGAGUCCAUGGUGCUAUACCAAUGAUCCAAGUGUGAGAUGGGAGUAUUGUAACUUGAAGAGAUGCCUUGAACCGCCACAAUUAGAACAACAGCCCAUUAAAACAACAAAACCUACUAUAGUCUCAUCUAGUCCAGACUGUAUGAUUGGUAAAGGCCAAGACUACCGAGGCACAAAAUCUGUAACUGUGAAGGGAUAUACCUGUCAAGCAUGGAAUUUACAAACACCUCAUGCACAUUCAAGCUUUACUCCACAAACUCACCCACAUUCUGGCUUGGAUAACAACUACUGCAGAAACCCGGAUGGAGAUAUCAACGGCCCAUGGUGUUUUGUUACAACUCCUGGAUCAGUAAGCUGGGAUUAUUGUGACAUUCCAGCCUGUGCCUCAACAGAAAUUGAAUGUGGAAAGCCAAAGAGAAAGCAGAGAAAGUGCUUUGGAAGAAUUGUGGGUGGGUGUGAAGCAAAUCCACAUUCUUGGCCAUGGCAGAUCAGCCUUCGGACUAGUUUUAAUAUGCACUUCUGUGGUGGAACAUUGAUCGACCGCCAGUGGGUUCUUACUGCUGCACAUUGCUUAGAACGGUCUAAACGACCAUCAUCCUAUAAGGUACAACUUGGAAUUCAUAAGGAAAAGGGCAAUGAGCCUUCUAAGCAAAUAAGAGAUGUUGAAAAGUUAUUUUUGGAACCAAAUAAUGAAGACAUUGCUUUACUGAAACUGAAGAGCCCAGCUUUGAUAACGGAUGAAGUUCUCCCAGCCUGCUUACCACCUCAUAAUUAUGUGGUUCCAGAUAAAUCUGAAUGUUAUGUAACAGGAUGGGGUGAAACUCAUGCCACUGGUAAAGAAGGCCUACUCAAAGAAGCUGGUUUCCCUGUGAUUGAAAAUAAAGUAUGUAACAGCCCUGAAUAUCUGGGUGGUAAAGUUACAAACGGGAUGCUGUGUGCUGGGAAUAUCCACGGUGGAGUGGACAGCUGUCAGGGUGACAGUGGAGGACCUCUAAGCUGUUUUGAUGGAGAAAAGUAUAUUAUACAAGGGGUGACUUCCUGGGGUCUUGGCUGUGCACAGCCAAUGAAGCCUGGUGUAUAUGUACGUGUAUCUAUGUUUAUCCCGUGGAUUGAAAAGACAAUGAAAGAAAAUUAAAGAUUAGUAAAAUAAAAAUUUAAUGGAAGAAACUGACAAGGUACAUUGUAAUAAAUAAAAUACUUGGAAUCA
Messenger RNA from Bufo gargarizans (Asiatic toad), 2560 nucleotides. It is a transcript of the gene PLG, whose product is annotated as plasminogen. The transcript has 19 exons. Gene Ontology annotation, molecular function: signaling receptor binding; serine-type endopeptidase activity. Gene Ontology annotation, biological process: proteolysis. Bases 80 to 2488 code for a protein of 802 amino acids. Gene Ontology annotation, cellular component: extrinsic component of plasma membrane. Lineage: Eukaryota; Metazoa; Chordata; Amphibia; Anura; Bufonidae. The record is from RefSeq and is a predicted model, not a curated record.